Messenger RNA from Pseudo-nitzschia multistriata, 2826 nucleotides. Lineage: Eukaryota; Bacillariophyta; Bacillariophyceae; Bacillariales; Bacillariaceae. The record is from the annotation of a GenBank genome assembly.
AGAUUUACUGUAUGUUGCUAGCAUUGGAGUGUUGAGGUAACAUUCGGAAUGCCCUUGAAAUGUAAUUUGAAUUGAUUCGCAAGGCGUAGUAACAAAAACACAAAGCGUCGCGCCCUUCUGUUUAAGUAAAUCUUGACCCCCCCAUUUCAAAACGGAUAAAAUAUUUUUUAUCCUGCAAAAAUUUUUGUGGUAGUGGAGGAACUCAGUGGACGAUGGGACAAAAAACACAGAGACGACGAUGGAAUUACUUCAUAAGACCUACCUUGCAGAGGAGAAGGUGGGGCGCGUUAUUGGUCUUGGUCGGCGUGGGGUUUUUGACUUUUCUCCGAAACCUCGGAACCCUUCGCAGAGCCGGCGAAGACGGCGGUCUCCGAACCGAAACCACAGAGUCCGCAUUUGCGUACGAUGUCGACCGCUGGAACCGACACAAACCGAAGAUCGUGAUUCUGGCCGGUCCGCACAAAACCGCCUCGACCAGCCUCCAGGAUUUUUCGGUCCAACUGGCUGGUCAAAGCAUCUCUCUCGACGACGACAACAUCGACACACCUAUUCUACCGCAUCCGUCCAACAAAAAAUGGAUCUGGCCCCUCCCCUACAGUGAAUCAAGCGACGGCCUGCCGUUUCGAAAGAGCAACAAAGCAAAAAGCCAUGCAGCGCUCGCAUCGUUCCUCACUAUGAGACGAUUUGGUUUCUGGUUUCCAGAAUUCAAGAAGCUUCACAGCGGUAUCGCACGGAAGAAAUUCCGUGUCAGAGUCGAGGACUACUACCGGUCCUUGUUUCGCAAAGCGUGGGAGAGUAACAAGAAUAUUUUGAUUGGAGCCGAAGCCUUUGAUGGCAUCGUGAGACAUCUGGCAUACGACACUGAUGACGACGAAAUCAAAAAGGUCGGAGAAGAUACCCACGUCCCGUCAGAUGCCGACAAGAGCAUCCAAACAUUGAUGAGACUGUUCGUCUGGGAUGGGAGUGAAAAUGACACCAGUCGCAGAGCGCCACCAAGAUUGGAGGAUUUCGAGGUCCACGUUAAUUACCGAUUGCCAAGACUUGAUCACGUGAUAUCUAUAUGGCACCAGACGGGACAGCACACAACCCUAAAGACUUUCUUCGCCAGGAACAACCAGCUUUGGCAACUGAAUUCUCUGGCCUUGGCGUUGCAGUUUGUACGCAGGGGUAUCAAAACCACAAUUGUCGACAUGAAGGGUGUUACCGAAAAGGAAGACCGAGAAAGUGCUGCUGGUAUCGCAGCGACAGCGGCAGAAGGAACAAACAUCAUCAAAGGAUUGAAAGGCGUGGUUGCCUGUGACAUUCUCCAAAUGGACGAUGGAAAGGGCCAAGCCGCUGUCGAGAGCGAUGCGAACUCGUUGUGGUGCGACGAGCACAGCUGGUUGCACCUACCGCAUCCAGCUUUGGAUUCCAGUAGGAAAAACACCAAGGAAGAUCUUGCGGAACUCGGAUUGACCGAGGAAGCACUGAAACAAAUAGACCUGGAAGUCAGCAGAUACGAUUGCGAUGUAUGGAAGAACUUGGAACCCUACAUAUCGAAAGGAACCCUGCGGAUAUUGUAUCCAUCCAAAGAUCUGUUUUCGAAAUGCAAUCCCCACGCGCCGGCAGUAUCCUUCCUCGAAACGUUGGUGAAAAUCACUGCCAUUGCAAGGGAUGACGUUAUACGGAAGUAGCCUAAAAAGACACCGUCGUGGUUCGCAAGAUAAUUGCUUGACAAUUAAGGCGCUCGAAGAGGAAGGAAAAUACAACAUGAAGGAACGAUGAGCCAAUCAUGAUUGUUUCGGAUUAUUGGAUCGUUUGUUGAACUUGAAAUGCAUUACCCGAGCACUGACAAGAGAAGUAUUGUACAGAAACACUAAACAAAAUAGGAUGUGUCGUUACAACGCUGGUUCCAAAGCAAGAUCAAUAGUUCAACAAAGUAUUCAUUUGAUCCGGAGUCUCUUUAUCCACAAACCGAAUCGAUUCUUUUGCAACGUUCAAAAUAAGAAAAAAAUUACUCGGUUGUUGGAGUGACAAAUACUAAAACUCCUGACGAGACUACUAGAGAGGAAAAUAAGUGUGGAAAUACAAUGAACAACGAUAGUUUUGCAAAUCUCUCGAGCAAAAUCAAUGUAUGCGAUACCUCUACGAAAUUUGAAAACAGGAAAUGAAUUUUCACCUUCUAAGAAUCAUUAACACUAGCGGGCAGCAUGGGCAACACUGACUCCAUUCAUCAAUCGAUUUGCCUUCUUGUCCAUUCUGUUUGUAUUCUUGCCCAAGGCCUUGUUUCGGAUUUUCUCCCAUUUCGCGUCGCCCCGGCGUUGCUUUCGAAUAGCGGCUCUGAAUCGGUACAAGGACAAGGUCGAGAAGGUUGCCGGGGUUCCGCUGUCCCCUCCGCCGGUGGCCACCAGAAUGCCCUUGCCGGCACCGCGGACCUUGUCGUGCUUGAGGUUGUGAUCGUAGAUAUUGACGACACGACCGUUGUACAUGCGCUCUCCCGAGGCUUUCUUGGCGGCCACAAUGGCGAGGCUUUUCGUUGUAUCGGCGCUGACUUUUUGGUCGUAGUACCGCCUCAGGGCACGGUGACCAACGACGCGUCCGUCCGGGAAGACAAGCUCGCCCAGGGCAUUAACGUUCAAUCCAAAGCGCUUGAUCUCUUGCUCGUAGCCAUCGAACAUUUCCUCUUCCUCGCCAUCCGACAUAUCUUCCCAUCCGUCAUCGUCUCCGUCGUUGCCAUCCGUAACCAUAUCUGAAGCAGAGUCGUCGUCGUCAGUAACAUUGUUGCUUUGGAUCUUGUCGACAAAUUCCUUGUCUUCCGAUCUGAAGUCAUAAAAUGGAUCCAGUUCU